UCCUCUCAGCAGACCUCAGCUACUUCUUAAACCUACUGGCUAGUCCCUGAAGACCCUGGAGGAUGAUAGCUGAUUGCUGGGUCUUCUUUCUUUCUCACCCAACAAGUCCAAAGGCAGGUUAAAUGUGGCAGCAGGAGAAUAGUAAGACUUCCCCACAUCCCUUCUUCUGGGACAUGAAUGUAGAGGUCAAGGUCCUUAGCUGAACAUCAAAGAAACAUGUGGCUCAGGUUCUGUUCUCAAGUUGGGACAAAAUUGGGGGGAAAUUCUGGUAUUUGAGGCUUGCACUUUCCUAAUCCCUGCAAGUUGUUCCUCAACCCUGGUUAAAAUAAUGGACCGAGAACCAGUUCCACUCUGCUCGUGUGUGUGACAGAAAUGGAAAUGUUACGAUGAGCAAGAGGAGGAGGAGGGGACAAGAGGUGCCAGGGCUGUGCUGACACACCAAAAGGCUGCUGAUCAUAAGUAGAACUUCAUCUCACUGGCCAGGAGCUUUCUUCAUGCAGGGACAGUUUGGAGAUACGAUUUGGAAAAUGAAUUUUAGGGGGACUUUUCUAGCCAAGUGCCUGGUGGUUUUAUUCUCCUGUGUAAAAGGUUCUGCAGACGAAGCCCAUAAAACGUAUGGUGUUCUGGGUGGUUCUGUUUUCUUGAAUAUUAUUGGCUUCAAAGUGGAAAAGCAACAUGAAAUAACAUGGCUCAAAAAUGCAUCAUUCCUCGUGAAAGUCAAAAAUUCUACAAUGAAAUAUUACAGGGAAAAGGAAAAGUAUAAGAUGUUCCAUAAUGGAACCCUGCAAAUAGACCACCUGGUGGAAGAGGACAGGGGAAAUUACAAAGUGAACGUGUACGACAAGGGAAAGCUGCAAAUUGAGAAGAACUUAAAUCUGAGCUUUCAGGAAAUUGUCUCUAAACCAGAAAUCAAAUGGAUAUGUUUACAAAAUUCCAUAAAGGUGACAUGUGAGGUGAAUCAGACAAACCAAACUACUUUUCAUUUGUAUCAAAAUAACAAGGAGCUGAAUUUAAACCCACACAUAGAUGCAAAUGGCAUAUGGAAGAUUGAAUACAGCUUCAAAAACAGUAUUGCAAAGUUCCAAUGUGAAGUUAAAAAUGACGUUAGCAAGAAAACGGCUGACCAGGAAAUCAAAUGUUCAGGGCUGCUGAACAUUGUUCUCAUUGGGAGCAUUGCAGGAGGUGCAGUUGUCUUUGUCAUCUUUUUGGCUCUGCUGAUUUACUGUAUCAGGAAGAAGAGAGCAGAAAGAUAUGAAGAACAAGAUGAGGAGACACCGAUGAAAAUUCGACAAAUGGGCGAUGAAUUGAAAUAUCGGGAGCUUCCUCAACCUCCAGUUCAUGCUCCCCAGAAGCAGGCACACCAGCAGCAGAGACUCCCUCCACAGUCUCAAACUCAGUACCAGGAAGGGCUCCCCCGGCCCAAGCCACGCACUCAGCAGAAGUCUCCAAGCCACAUGAAAGAAAGACCAUAAGCAUUUGUCCUAGAGGAACAGACCCUGUCCCAUUACCUGCUCUGGUGGGACCCACCACAAAAAUAACCUUGCAAAUAGCCAGCAAUCCCCCAGAUUGGUCGCUUUCGUUGUGGGAGAUCACUGUCUAUACUGAAUGGCUGAUGAAAAGGCUCAACGAUGGAGACACGAGGUGAUCACAGCUCAUUACCUUGGCCAUUAUCUUCAAGUGACUCCAUGCUAAUGUGGGACAUUUAGUCCUGAAAUCUGCUUCCUUUUUGCUUCAUUUGGUUGGACCUCUCCUUGCCAUCUUCUGGUCAAAUUAUUUAUUUAAUUUUUUUGAGAAGGCCCUAAGACUCUAUUGAGAUGACUUUCAUCACGUCUCUCUUCCUAUACCUGCACUCCCAACCAAACACCUGUCUAGUUGCUGCAGCCAGUCAUUUGAUCAUGUGGAGAGGAAAACAGGUGUGUUAAUUGUCUGACAUACUGGAGUGCUGGCAAGAAACUGCAACUUUAUUUCUUGGCUGUGACAUGACCUGGUUCAGGGUUCCCAAGGCAGAUAUGCUUGUUACAUGACAGGAGCCAAUAUCCAUUGGUGUGUGAGGUUUCUGUAGCACAGUAAUACAUACUACCAACCAAAACCAAGUAGUCUAAUUAAUAACUACUUUCUCUGAACCUUGUUGGCUCUCUCAUCCCAUGGCCACUUUGUGCUCUCAAAAGAGGCCUGCUCAGCUACUAUGGUUGGUGUGUCACCUGGAGCCAGUCACAUGUACUUGAGAGGAAGAAUUCAGCCUCUUUUUUUUCUGUGAUAUUACUUGCUUCCAGGAAAAUCUGCAAAUGCUGCAGUGGUGUCUUCUGCUCCUCUCCCAGAGCCCGUCCACACUGAGGGAUUUAGGAGGCCUCGUUUGCUCCAUUUCUGUCAUGGAGUUAGUUUAGGUCUGAUGCCACAUAAUCUAUCUGACCCACAGGAGUGCCCCAGUCCAUGACCUGCGUCAGCAUUCUGAAAGCAAAUAGCCUUGUAUUGACGCAGGUCAGGGGACUCAGCAGUUCCAGUAACUGCGAGGUGUAUAACCAGGGUAUUUACACAUAACUAUGAAGACCUCUUGCUUUGACAAAGGAGGACAUGCUCGUCUGGACUGCAGUCAGCACCCCGUGUCUCUAGGACACAGGGUGUAGUGGGAAAGACCUUCUUGCUUAUUCAUAGGCAACGCAUGUGGGGGGUAUGCAGAGGCACUGCCCCCUCUUCCCCCCUGCAGAUUUCUGCUUGGACUGCUGGGAGGAGGGAGAGGGGCUUUGUGCUUCUGAUGUGUCUGACCCCCUGCAUGUCCUGCCAAGGGGCCAGUUGUUGUACUUUGCUUUUUCCUCAGAAGCUGGCCUGUAUGGAUGGAACACCUGGCCCAAGUUUAUGCAGUGUGUGAUAAUGGUUUGACUAUUUUAAUGUUUAUUUUUUUAAAAUGGCUUGCACUCCAUUUUGUAUAUGAGAUAUCAUCAUAAAUAAAGAUUAGAGAGUG
Dermochelys coriacea (leatherback sea turtle) is the source of this 2959-nucleotide messenger RNA. RefSeq names its product T-cell surface antigen CD2. The record is from RefSeq and is a predicted model, not a curated record. The coding region runs from base 495 to 1472 and encodes 325 amino acids. Lineage: Eukaryota; Metazoa; Chordata; Testudines; Dermochelyidae. The transcript has 5 exons.